Messenger RNA from Sorghum bicolor (sorghum), 1916 nucleotides. Its product is annotated as protein ALTERED XYLOGLUCAN 4-like. Gene Ontology annotation, cellular component: Golgi apparatus. Lineage: Eukaryota; Viridiplantae; Streptophyta; Magnoliopsida; Poales; Poaceae. The coding region runs from base 264 to 1724 and encodes 486 amino acids. Gene Ontology annotation, molecular function: O-acetyltransferase activity. The record is from RefSeq and is a predicted model, not a curated record. The transcript has 2 exons.
UAACCACGAACGUUAAGGAACCCAGACAGCUAGUUAUCUGUAAAAACUAGCCAUGUGUGGUGUGCAGUUUGGUGAGCUACUAGCGCGACUGCCACACCCAAGUCACCAACCUCGUCAGAGUUCGGCUUACCAGAAGUGACUUCCAGCAACAGCCGAAACAACCACUAAUAAUAUAGCGGAAGCGAAAACGCCCACACAUCCUUCAAAUCUAAAGCUGGUAUGCUUCGAAAAUCCAGUUCCGGCUUGUGAUCGAGCAGAGCAGCAUGAUGCCACUUCCUACCUCUCCUUCCUCGAGCCCAAGGCUGCUGCGCAGCAGCAGCAGCGAGUGGCACGCCGUGGUGCAGAGGAACGUCAGAUCCUCGCUGCUGCUGCUCCUGGUGCUCUCCACCAUCUUCGUCUUCUCCGUCCUCUACUCGUCGCACGGCUUCGGCGUCGGAACGACGGCUGACCAGGCGCUCACGCAGAGGCAGAGCACCCAUCAUGGAGCCAUCGAUCGUUUUGUGCCCGGGCAGGAGGAAGCCGAUGAACCGAUAGCAGUCCCUGCCGAGAACAAUGAGGCGUCAGAACAGAACCUAGCUUCAGACAUCUCGUUGCCAUCAGCAAACACGUCAACAGCUCCCGCAGUUCCUGCAUCAAGCAGAUCAGAUCAAAGAGCGGCGCAUGUUGAGCAGAAAUGCGACAUGUCUAUGGGGAAAUGGGUGAGGGAGCCACGGGGUCCAGUCUACACAAACCUGACGUGCCCGACGCUGCCGGACUUCAAGAACUGCCAGAAGUACGGCAAGGACCCGGGGCACCUCUUCUGGCGGUGGCAGCCGGACGGCUGCGACCUGCCGCGGUUCGCGCCGGAGCGGUUCCUCGACGUCGCCCGCGGGAAGACGCUCGCGUUCAUCGGCGACUCCCUGGCGCGCAACCAGAUGGAGUCGCUGCUCUGCCUGGUCUCGCAGGCCGAGACGCCGACGGACGUGUACCGCGACGCGUUCGACAAGUUCCGGACGUGGCACUUCCCGGAGCACAACUUCACGCUCAUGGCGAUGUGGACGGAGUUCUACGCGCACGCCGUGCCGGUGCUCGGCGCCGACGGCAAGCCGACGCCCUCCUUCGACAUCCACCUUGACAGGCUCAACGCCAACUGGACGGCUCGCCUGCCGGGGCUGGACUACGCCGUCAUCUCCGGCGGCAACUGGUUCUUCCGCGUCAACUACCUCUGGGAGGACGGUCGCCGGAUCGGCUGCGUCAACUGCCGGGAGCCCGGACUCACGGACCUCGGCAUCGUCUACGCCGUCCGCCGCGUCGUCAGGGCGGCGCUCGAGGCUGUCGCCGGGUGCCGGGACUGCAAGGACGGACUCGUCACGUUCCUGCGCACCUACACGCCCGACCACUUCGAGCACGGCUCCUGGUUCAGCGGCGGCUACUGCAACAGGACGCGGCCGCUGGAGGAAAGCGAGAUCAGCUUGGCGAGCAUCGGGUGGGAGCUGAGGAGGGUGCAGAGCCAGGAGGUGACGAGGGUGAGGGAGACGACCGGGAAGACGACGAGCUUUGAGCUGCUGGACGUGACCAAGGCGAUGAUGCUGCGCGCCGACGGCCACCCCGGCGGGCACUACGACAAGCGGUGGGUCAGGAACGCCAGCGACUGCCUGCACUGGUGCCUGCCCGGCCCUGUCGACAUGUGGAACGGCAUGCUGCUCCAGAGGCUCGCACACAUCUCGCCGCAGCCGCUGCUGUAAAGGGAUCACAUUGGCAUGUUUUCUUCGAGCCUACACACUGAAAUAUUUAUUGUUCUAAAAAGAACGUGUUUAGUAUGUUCUUUGCCAUUCAGACGCCGGCCACAAUCAUCUUGGCCAGUAUGUCGUUGAACGUGUCGACCAGCCCCGGCGCGCACCAGUGCAGGCAGUCGUUGGCCACGGUCUCCGGCACGG